AGUUGUAGCAGUGUUGUGUGUUUUAGGCUGUGGUUAACGCAGCACUCUGCUCUUUUCAGACGCUUCAGCUGCCAGAAAGUGGUGUGUUAGAUUCAGAGGAGGACGUUUUUGCUAGUUGUGGAUUGCUGUUUGUACUUCUAGAUUGGGGCUCAGAUUGCAAACCAUGCUCUCAACUUCGAGCCCAGGUCUCAGCACCCAGCUCCUCCUCAUCCUUGUCCCCAACCUCCAUCCCAGAAGACGUCUUCUUUAGCAGUUCACCUGAGGACAAGAGCAACGAGUGCAGCAGUGAAGAGGACCUUUUAGACCUCUGCUCUCAUCUGAGAGAUUCAGAAUAUUUCAGAGACCUGCAACUUGGAUCAACUGAACCACUAGACACACCACUUCCAGUUUUAACUGCACCUGUUUCUGCCCCUUUGGUACCUCCUGCAUCCACAUCAGAAAGUGGAUCUCGGCACCAUCAACUUUUCCAGACAGCCGAUGCGAUUUCCACUGAAGGGGAAGGCAUGGAACGCUUGGUUGCUAUCAGAAACUCAGAACAGAAGGAAUUCCAGGAUUAUCCAGAAUCAGAUCAAGAUGAGGACUCGGACACAGAUAACUUUCCUACAUUGGUUAGAUCCAUGUCCACAUCACGUAGACACAGCUGGGAAGUGCCAGUGUCGCCGUUUGACAUGGGAAGAAGAUUCAGUCUAGACACAAACGGCAUUGACAGUGAUGGGGAAAGAGAGGUCCACUGUUUGGCCAAAAGUCCCCAUAUACCAUCUUGCUCCUUCUCCGAAAGCUCAGUGGAAGAAACCACCAGCGCUGUGGAAAGUGAAAUACCCCAAACACCAAAUUCAACCACACCAGCAAAGACAGAAUAUUCCAGAUCUGAGAUCCUUGCGACUGAUAAAAAAUCCCAAGCUGACAGAGUCUCCCGCAUACUGGAGACUUCUAAGCAGGCUGCCAGAGAGGCUGGAGAAGAGCAGGAGUCAGAAGAGGGGCUGCAGUCAGUGGAAGGACGGAGUCAUGUGCUGAUGGUACAGAAUGUUCUGCAGGAGCUUAAGCAGUAUCAUGGAGCUAAAUGCAGAACUUCAAACACAGAAAGAAAGGAGGUGGCAGGGAAUUUCACGUGGUACGAGUUUCUUGCCAUUGAUAGAAAUGAUGAAGAAGAGGAGGACAGACCAGAGCGUCCGGAAAAAGGCACCAAAGUAAAGCGGACUCUGAGCUCACUGAGGAACCGCGUGACCGGAUCCUUCAACAAAGACAAAGGUAAGACCCGAGACAAAGAGCCGCAGAAAGAGAAAAGCAGAGAGAGAGAGAAAUACAAAGACAAAGAGAAAGAGAAAGAGUUGCACGAGCGUGAGAAAGUGCGGCGGCGCAGCGUGAGCGGCCACCAGCUCGUGCCUGGCUCGUUCUCCACCUGGGCGACAUGUUCCCUGUGCAGCAAGACCCUACAGAGAAAGCAUGGCCUGCAGUGUUUGAACUGCGCCGUCAACGUUCACAAGAGCUGCAAGAACCUGCUGCCCGAGUGUAGCAACAAAAACAAAACAAAAGACUCCCCGCAGAAGACAUCAAACACUGCAGCUCAGUCUUAUAGUCAAGCUCUGAGGGACCCCUGCUCUGCCCUGACCCCCAUCGAUGGCUCAUCAAGGACGUCUCGCUCUGCUUCAGGUAUGACCGUUCCACCCAAAGGACACAACGCCCAACCUGCCGCCUCCAGCAACCCUACCGUCAGCCACAGCAACAGCAGCGGCUCUAUCACGGGAGAGAUGGAUGAGGUUGACGCAUUCAGGAUGAAGCGCCCCACUGACGACCCUGUAUCUCUCGCCUCCACCACGGCUGAGUCUCUCAUCGAUGAAGAUGCGUAUUACACCACAGUACGAGGGGAACUGGAAGCCAUCGUGCAAGAUUUCGAGGUGGAGUCCUGGAGUCUGGCUGUGGAUCAGGACUUCUUGAAGAAACAUUCAAAGGAAAUUAUCAAGAGACAGGAUGUUAUAUACGAGCUCAUCCAGACAGAGAUACACCACGUGCGGACGCUCAAGAUCAUGCUCCUCGUUUACGCUCGAGACCUGCGGGAGGCGCUACAGCUGGACGACAGGAAGCUGGACUGUCUGUUUCCCCAGCUGGACAGCCUGCUGGAGCUGCACAGCCACUUCCUGUCCCGCCUCCGGGAGCGUCGCGCAGAAUCUCUGCAGCCGGGCAGCGAUCACAACUAUGCCAUCCAUAAACUCUCAGAUAUCCUUAUAUCCCAGUUUUCCGGAGAGCUUGGAGAGCGAAUGAAGGAAAGUUAUGGAGAUUUCUGCAGUCGGCACACUGAAGCGGUCAACUACUACAAAGAGCAGCAGCAGAGCAACAAGAAGUUCCAGAACCUCAUGAGAAAAAUCAGCAAUCUGCCAAUAGUGCGCCGUUUAUGCGUUCCAGAGUGUAUCUUACUGGUGACGCAGCGAAUCACAAAGUAUCCUGUUCUUCUGGAGCGCAUCCUGCACAACACAGAAGCCGGGACAGAGGAACAUGAAGGAUUAGCACAGGCUCUCAAUCUAAUCAAAGACGUCAUCGUUCAAGUGGAUGCGCAGGUCAGUCUCUACGAGAAGGAAGCGCGGCUCAGGGACAUCGCCUCCAAGGUGGAGCCCAAGUCCCUUGGGAAAAUCAAAGAUGGACGUGUUUUCCGGAAGGAGGACCUUUCUCAGGGGCGCCGCAAGCUCUUGUUUGAAGGAAUGGUCAACUGGAAAGCCGCAUCUGGUCGACUUAAAGAUAUUCUAGCUCUCCUUCUUACUGAUGUUCUCGUCUUGUUGCAAGAAAAGGACCAGAGAUACGUGUUCUCCACUGUGGACAACAAACCAUCCGUUAUUUCACUGCAGAAGUUGAUUGUCCGUGAGGUGGCGCACGAGGAACGGGCCAUGUUCCUCAUCUGUGCCUCCUCAAAGGGACCUGAGAUGUACGAAAUCCACACGGCCUCAAAAGAAGAGCGCAACACGUGGAUCACCCACAUCCGUCAGGCCGUGGAGAGCUGUCCACAUACAGAAGAGAGAUUGUUUAGCGAGGAAGAGGAAGCCAGAGUCGCCCGGUUCCGAGAGUUUCAAGAUCGCCUGACGUUGAAGGAAGCUCAGAUUGUCCAGACCCUCACAGAGAAGCUGCAGUUGUUUGCAGAGAUGGCUGAAUCUGUUGCUGGUUUAGAGGACGCCAGCUCUUGCUCACGUCUGCUGCUGCGAGGCGACUCUUCGGACCUCCAGCAGGGGGAGCAGCUGCUCAAAGGAGCCAUUACUGAAGUGGAGAACCUGCAGAACCUCCUUGCAUCUGGAGCUCGGGAAGCGUCUCCACAGACUGAGGCGAAGCAAAGUCCAUCCUUGAGUUUGCUGCCACGCAGAGCGGACACCUUCGGCGGUUAUGAUAGCGUUCCUAACAUACUGCCUAAGAACGGCAGUAUAAGGAAGAAGGUUGCUGGAGCGACCGGCAGGUCAAGGGACAGGAGUCAACGGGCCAUUUCUGAUCCGCAGCUCAAAGAGGUGUACGCAUGUCAGGACCGGGAUGAGCUGGACGAGGCCUCUCCACCUGGUUUACACAAAAUGUUGUCCACCUGUAAAUUUCCAGAGUCCGAGUUCUAUGAGCGAGUGCUGCAGCUGUCCCAGAGGCUGUACAGUUUACAGGCCAUAAUUUCUCAGCAGGACAGCCACAUCGAGCUCCAGCGGGCCUCUCUCCUCACUGCCGAGCGGGACCGUCCUGGCAGCCGGAACCGUGGCACAGACGUGCUUCUGGAGCAGGAGAAGCAGCGCAACGUGGAGAAGCACCGCGAGGAGCUUGCCAAUUUCCAGCGGCUACAGAACCAGCAUCGGCAGCAGCAGGCGCGCUGGGAACGGGAGCGGGAGAAGCAGCGGCGGCAGGCAGAGGCAGCUGAGCAGCGGCUGAAGGAGCGCGAGGAGGAGUGUCGGCGACUGGAGCUGCGUUUGGCCGAGGAGAGGCAGGAACUCGAAAGGCAAAGGCAGACAUAUCAGCAAGACCUGGAGAGGCUGAGAGAGUCCACGCGUGUCGUUGAGAAAGAGAAAGAGCGAUUAGAGCAACAGAGGAAGUUGAAGAAGCACAACACGAUGCCAAAUACGGCAGCGUGGUAUGCACAGGAAGCUGGACAGCUUUCCAGUUCCUCCAGCUUCAACGGUGAGCUGCUGCUCGGCAGAGCUGGGGACCAGAAGCUUCCUCAAAAAUCGCACCUGCGGGCCUCUCUCUCCGCAUCCCGGGCCGACUACCCGGAGCGUCCCGAAGUCCAGUCGCGCCGCGAGAGCUCCUGCGGCACCCUAUCGGCCAAGACGGAGGUUCCCAUCCAUCUCAUCAGCACCACAAACCAGCUGCACAAGCAGGGCAGCGUCCAGCAGCAGAUACCGACCAAACUCGCCGCCCUCAGCAAAGGCAAGGAGAAGAGCGGGAAGGGCAAGAGUUCGCACCGCACAGACAGUCGGGCUUCUGUUGACAUGAAGCAGAUGCUGCCCAUCAAGCUGUCACCAAGGGAUUCGGAUGGAGGUCACAAAGCACGCCGGUCCAUCAGCCCCCACCAACCUCAACAUUCGCACUCAGAUUCCCUCAGCCCUCCAGACGUGCAUACAGAUGCCCAGUCUAGCCUUGAGCCCGCCGUUCUCAAAACCCACAACCAGACCUCCCAGCCCACCCUCCAGUACACUGUUAGUGACGAAGCCGGCAAGGAGGACGUUAUCUAUUUCUGAGGCAUCCGAUGAGCAAAGACAUUAGGUUAUCGUUUCAGAUGAUAUUUUACUUAAGGAACACAUUUUAAUCCUCCAAGUCUUAACAACUAACAAGUUUUAUUGAAGCCUGUAAAUUACGACAUUUUACGAAAAAUGUGUUUUAGUUUAUACGAAAAAAGGCUCAGUCCAGAAAACCCAAAGACUUUGACGGACAGCUUCAGGUGAAGGACAUUUCUGUAGCACAGGCUCCGAGCGGGUGAUAUGAAGGACGAAUGGAUGUUUUUAGGUUGCUUAUUGUUGUGGUGAGCAAUUUUGCACAGCGGCUAUGUCCCAUUUCAUUUUAAACUCAGUAUUUGGGACGACUGUUUUCUGUUGGAUUUGUUCAGUUUCAUUUUUGGGUCACUCUGGAACAUUAUUGCUUAUGGAAAAUGGCAUACUUUGACAUUUUUUUUUUAAUUUAAGUCAGUUUUGACUGCACACUGUGUAAACUGGAUUAUAACUUGGAUUAGUUGAUUUCACAAAAGCCAACUCCAUUUCAGUGGUCAUUUUAUUCAUGUGGUACAUCCUUUUUAGAGAUUUCUUCCAAAUAUUUACAAAAAAAUAUAUAUAUAUAUUAAGCAGCGGACAUGAAGAGAAUCCAAGAUUUUAUUAACCAUUAUUCUGAUUUUAAUUUCCAUGUUAGUAGAUCUUCCAAAUGGAGAUAGCAGUUGAUCUGAGUAUUUUGAGAUUACUCAAAUAGAAAUCAAUUAAAUGAUAAAUGGACCAUGUUUUCACCUUUCCAAAUGAUCAGAAAGUCAAUUUAAGACAUGACUUGGCUAAAAUACGAACGACUGAAUCUCAUGAAAACUAUUAAGGAAUUUCCAGGUCGUUAUUUACCAUGAACAAUUUUUGUGUUAUGUUGUCAUGUUAAUGUGUUUUUGUCUUAUU
Cyprinus carpio (common carp) is the source of this 5594-nucleotide messenger RNA. Its product is annotated as rho guanine nucleotide exchange factor 18-like. Gene Ontology annotation, molecular function: guanyl-nucleotide exchange factor activity. Lineage: Eukaryota; Metazoa; Chordata; Actinopteri; Cypriniformes; Cyprinidae. The record is from RefSeq and is a predicted model, not a curated record. Gene Ontology annotation, biological process: small GTPase-mediated signal transduction.